Antechinus flavipes (yellow-footed antechinus) is the source of this 574-nucleotide messenger RNA. It is a transcript of the gene PCP4, whose product is annotated as Purkinje cell protein 4. NCBI's taxonomy places the organism in Eukaryota, Metazoa, Chordata, Mammalia, Dasyuromorphia, Dasyuridae. The transcript is spliced from 3 exons. Gene Ontology annotation, molecular function: calmodulin binding; calcium ion binding. Gene Ontology annotation, cellular component: cytoplasm. The record is from RefSeq and is a predicted model, not a curated record. Bases 103 to 291 code for a protein of 62 amino acids.
CAACCCUUUUAAAGACAAAAGCUAGGAACUGCAAUAAACCUCAUACAAUUUUUUUUCUGUCCUGAGGAAAUAGAAGUCUAGGACCUGAUAUUUAAAAGUACAAUGAGUGAGCAAAAGGGUUCUGAGGCAACCAAUGAAAAGGAGAAAUCUUCUGGUGAGAAUGAUGGACAAAAGAAAAUUCAAGAGGAAUUUCAAAUCGACAUGGAUGCACCAGAGACAGAACGAGCAGCUGUGACAAUACAAUCUCAAUUUAGAAAAUUCCAGAAGAAAAAGGCAGGGUCCCAGUCUUAGUGUUAAGUGUUUCCUCACAAUUAAUGAUAAUGAAUAGAAUUCUACAAUCAACUGACAAAAAAUUCAUGUAUGAACAAAUAAUCAGCAAAACUCUUCAAAUAGCCACACAUUACACAUCUGAAUUACAAAGACAAAGUGCAUGCACACAAGUUGUUGAUAUUUAUAGACUGUAGAAAAAUGUAAGACAAUAUUUAAAUGAAUGAAGCUAUUUGUUCAGCUCUAGUUCUAUCUCUUCUGUUACUAACAACUUUACUUGAUGUUAAAAUAAAAUAAAUAAAAUAAG